GACGAGUAGAAUUGGUGCCAAUCUAUGUUCCCUGUUUGUUUGUUUUUUCAAGGGAAAAAAUGGAACCCCGAUGCGAUCCCGCGCUCUCCUUCGCGAGAAAUAAACCUCAGCGAAUCCACAUUCACCAAAGACGAUUUUAUCUCAGUUUCAGCGAGAAAGUCCGAAGAAGAUGCUCGCGAAUAUCGCCACUAUCUCGGUAGAGGACUAUGAAGAAGCGGGUCUUGGAGCAAUUGCGGCCCCUGGAAAGCAUUGGGGUCGAAAUAGAUCUCGGUACGGAGCUCGUCGGAGAUCACGUCUUUCAGUCUUGGAAUUACACAUCGAUGUAAUCUGCGUGAUUCUUGACGACCCUGAUAUCACUUCUCACGAUCUCCUCCGACUCGUGAUGGUCAACAAAACCUUUCGUUUAUUCCUUCUUCGCCCAUCGAGUUCGUUCAUUUGGAAGAAUGUCAGGGAUCACCUUCCAAUCAAGACUCCUAAUCCCCAUCCAAGUUUGACGGAGCACACCUGGGCGCAGUUCCUGUAUCGUCCAAAGGCUUGCGAAGCGAGUUUUUCCGAUAACCCACUAUAGUGUCCCAGAUCACGUUGUUGCUGACAUUUUCGAUCAGUGCUGCUCGAAAAUUCUCGAGCCGUUGAUGGGUGAUAUAUGCUACGCGCAACUAUUUGUCACCUGUAGAGACGUGAGUUGUCAGUUU
Messenger RNA from Cantharellus anzutake, 692 nucleotides. RefSeq lists its product as uncharacterized. The transcript is spliced from 6 exons. NCBI's taxonomy places the organism in Eukaryota, Fungi, Basidiomycota, Agaricomycetes, Cantharellales, Hydnaceae. The coding region runs from base 170 to 568 and encodes 132 amino acids. The record is from RefSeq and is a predicted model, not a curated record.